CCCUAGCGCUCAUUUUAAAGUUUUGAUUUUGCGAUGGAGGGAUUCCUAUUCUCGGCGGAGGAAAGUGCUGCGUAAAUACAUAUAACACAAAAAGAAACCCGAAAAGAUGCGCUCCUGGGGAGACUGGGAGUGGUGCGGCAAGUUGGGCCAGGGCGGAUUCGGCGAGGUGGUCCACUGGCGCAACCGCCGCACAGGCCGUGAAAUCGCCACCAAGCACAUUAUAGAUCUGAAAUCCCUGACCGCCGAUCAGCAAGUGAAGCUCAGUGAGCGCUGGAACAAGGAAUUCGAGUGGGCCCGCCGGUUUCAGGACUUUCCGCACAUUGUGGCCGGCGUGAUUUUGGACCAGGAGGAUGCGGGCUACCUGGACUACCUGAAUGCCAGGCACAUGGCCAAGUUGCCGGUGAUUAUGCUGGAAUACUGCAAUGGCGGCGAUGUGCGGAGGCGUCUGCAGAGUCCCGAGAAUGUCAAUGGACUGGUGGAGUUCGAGGUGCGGCAGAUCCUAGGAGCUCUACGCAAAGCCCUUCACUUUCUGCACACCGAGUGCCGCAUUUGCCAUCGCGAUCUGAAGCCGGAUAAUAUAGUUAUCCAGCGGGGAGCCGAUGGCAAGAAGGUCUACAAGCUGACCGACUUUGGACUGGCUCGCCUGGCUCCGGAAAAGACCAUGGUGCAGAGCGUGGUGGGCACGCGGCACUACUUCGCCCCCGAGGUGGUGGAGUCGGGCAAGUACAACUCGGCCGUGGACUACUGGUCGCUGGGCAUCAUCGCCUACGAGCUGGCCACCGGCGAGCUGCCCUUUAUCCCCCACCAAACGCCCACAACCAUACUGAUCAACCUGCUGAACAAGCCCCUCGAAUGCAUUGCCAUCUCGGAGGAUCCGGAGAGCAAGGGACGGUUUGUUAACCAAUUCCAGCUGCCGCAGGAGCACCAUUUGUCGCGUCCCUUUGCCGAGGAGUUCACCAAGUGGCUGCGCCUCCCGCUGACCACCGACUACAGGCAGCGCGGUCAGCGCAUCGCAGCAGCUGAUGAAGUACAAUCAGUUUCACUCGUCUUCGCGGAGCUCGACAGGCUGCUCGCCAUGAAGGUGCUCACCAUUUUCGCUGUCAACUGCUCCAAGCGAUUGGAGUAUGUGGUUUCAGCGGAAAUGACCAUGCAGGAUCUGAUUCGGUUGAUUGUCGGGGACACGGGAAUGAAGGGCACCGAGCUGUAUUGCGUGCUGCCCACUUUGCAUCCCCACAAGCAGAUGAAGCCUCAGACGAAGCCCCUGGAUCUCUAUGUGGAGGAGUGGAGCGAUACGAGCAAGGACUCGCGCAAGUGGGCCAAGCGCAGCAAUCCGCCCGUCAUGCUGUACGUCUUUCAGGGCAAGGAGGAGUGCGACUACAGCGCACCCGAGCCCAGUCUCUCGGUUCUGGCCCGCAAGUUCAUGUCCAACAAGAUUGCCUCGGAGGAGAGGUGGCUGCUCAAGCGGGUGGCCAAGGACCUGCUGCACGUGCUCACCAAGGAGCAGGAGAACCACGAAAUGUUUCUGUCGGGUGUUAAUGAACAUGCGCUGUCUUUGGAGGACGAAAUGGUGGCCAAUCCGUUUAUAGACAAGAUAAACGAGGAGCUUCUAACCACCAAGUUUGCCCACGAUCAGUUGAUGAAGCUGCGAGCAUCAGCACAAGUGAUCGCAGACGACCCAGAGUGGCAGAAGCUCACGCAGAAAUAUGAAACCAUCAUAGAGCACACCAAAAAGAUAAAGGCUCACUUCGAAGCCAACUUGCGCGGGGCCCAGGGAAUGGUUAAGAGCACCAAUCAACUGCUAAAGGAUCUUGGCGAAAGAGAUUUAUUCGAUGCCACUCGAUUCUACAAGCAAUACCUGGGCAAUGGAGGCAUCAUUUCGCCGGUUGAGUUGAAGAAAGCUGCUACUGAGUUCGCCAAAACGCGUUCGCAGCUACAAACCAAGGGCGAGGUUAAGACGCUGUCCAAGGCCAUCGAUAAGCUGCACUUUUACUUCUUUAAGAGCAAGGAGCCCGUCCCGCUGCUCCUAAGCACAUUUAUCGACAUCAAGAGGGAGAUAUUCGAGAUGCAUUUGAAGAUGCUGAGCCCGAUUUCCGUCGCUCCACCUCCGAUGCUCCAGCUGAGCGAUGCGAUGGACCGCCUGACCAUGAGCUCUGGAAUAGCCAGCUCGGAUCCCUUUGACUCUCUAGGCACGAUCAGUGUCAUCGACGAGGCGGAAAGGAUCAACAGCAUGCUUCUUCGUGAAAUGGAAGUUGAUCCUGCUUAACCAUAGAAGCCACACAUAUCGUAUCACAAUGUGCCCAUUCGAAAUCAUAGAAAUAUUUCGAUUUUAUUUUUGUUAUCCCAAUACCCAAUUGGUAAUUUAUAUAGCUUUAAAGGUUUCACAGAAACUUUAGUGCCGGUUUCUCAUCUCAGAACGUUUUGUAUUUUGUUCAGUGAUAAUGCUUUUGUUUUCUGCGUGUUCGCAUUCAUAUUAAACAAGAAUAAAUGUUUGAAA
Drosophila takahashii is the source of this 2494-nucleotide messenger RNA. It is a transcript of the gene IKKbeta, whose product is annotated as I-kappaB kinase beta. Gene Ontology annotation, biological process: peptidyl-serine phosphorylation; tumor necrosis factor-mediated signaling pathway; positive regulation of transcription by RNA polymerase II. The record is from RefSeq and is a predicted model, not a curated record. Gene Ontology annotation, cellular component: IkappaB kinase complex; cytoplasm. Lineage: Eukaryota; Metazoa; Arthropoda; Insecta; Diptera; Drosophilidae. Gene Ontology annotation, molecular function: ATP binding; IkappaB kinase activity.